AUGAAUAGUCUUGAAGCAGAAUAUUCGUUUUUAACGCCAACAUGGAAAUUACCAACGGUAUCAACAUCUUCGGUAUAUCCUCAUACAUUUGGUACUUCACUUUCAACCAAUGUACCAACCUCAGGUCCAGAUUGGACAUUAUGGAAUAAUACAAUGUAUAAUUCACGAUAUACUCCUUCGUAUGUUCCUUCAACAAAUAUUCGUCGUAAUUACCCUGUAUCAACAAGUUAUCCACGAGCAGGACCAACUAUUAUUCCUUCACAACAAAAUUAUCAAACACUUGGAGAUCAUUCUGCACAAUCUGGUCCUCCUUAUCAUCAAAAACCAAAUAGUCUAUAUGGUGUUCAUACUAAUUCAGAAGAUGGUCUUAAUUUAACAAUUAGUGUACAUCCUAAUAAUGAAUAUGAAUCUUACAAUGAUACUACUAAUCAUGGUCAAUCAAAAACUCAAAUGGUUAAUCGUGGAUUAACAUAUGCAACAAAUAAUCAAAAUAAUCAUCCACCAAUAAAUCAAAAACGACGUGUACAAAUAAUUGAUCAUAAUCGUCAAACACCAUCAACAGUUAUCAAUGAAAAUUUAUCUGAAAGAAACAGUCGAAAUUCUAAUUUUGCACCUUCAUAUACACAUUAUACUCAUACACCUGAUCCACAUAAAUCUCAACAAAAAUCUAAAACACCUAUAUCAAGUCAAUAUUAUGAACAUUCCGAUGAAAGUAAACAUGGUAAUGAUGGAAAUAAUUUAAAUGUUCAUGAUUAUCUGUAUGGACUGUCUGCGCCUGAUCCUGGUAGUUAUGCAAACGCAUAUAAACAUCAUCAACGUCGUUUACAAGACGAAAAAUUGGGUCGUAAAUCAGUUGUGAAUGAGUAUAGAAGUUUCGCACGAAAUGGUGGUUUUGGUCCUGCUUUUGGAAAUACGGAUCAUCAUUCAUACGAAGAUAAAAUUGAUACUGAAAAUCGAAGAAAAUAUUAUUCAAAAGUCGUACAUAAUACAAAUCAAUAUAAGAUUGAAGAACAAAAACGUAUUCAAAAUAAUAAUGGAUACAAAAAAGAUCGUCCAGCACUCAUACCUAAAUAUCAACGGUAUCAAUCAGUAUUUUCAUCAUUCAUUCCAAUUUUUGCACCAAUAAUAAUAACAUCUUUAUCACAUAUUCGACGUCAUUCAAGUUUAGACUAUAUUCAAUAUUCAAAUCAAAAUGAUUCCUUAUUCGAUGAAUUUAUUAUUCAUCGUGCAAGACGUUCAUUAUCUUUACCAUCAAUAAUAAUGAAACGACGUAUUCAUUUUAAUAGUCAUAAUUUUUUUCGUCAUCGUUCAAAUACAUUUAGUGAUUUACCAUCAUAUAUUAUUGGAAAAAGUAUAUCGAAUCGAACAGAUUUAUUAUCAAAUCGUUUAACAACACAAAAAUUAACUUCAAAACUUUUAAAUCAUGAAAACAGUGAGAAACAAAUAAAUAAUCUUAAACAUAUUGAAAAAUCGUCAAAUUUUUCAUUACAAACAAUAUCAAAUAAAAAUGAAACAAAAUUCAUUACUUCACACAGUAUGAUAAUAACAAAAAAUAUGAGAGUACCACCAACAGCGACUAUAGUUAUUAAUCAAACAUCUAAACCUUCACUUAUAGCAACAACAUCAACAAAUAAUAAUUUGAAAAAAACUACUUCGAAUAAGGAUGUUAUACAUUAUCAAAGACCAUUGACUGCAUGUUCAAUUCCUGAUUCAUAUAGAAAAACGAGAACAAAAUUAAAUCUAGAUUUUGACUUACAAAUAAAAUCAUUUCAUAGAAAUGCAUCCAAUGAAUAA
Rotaria sp. Silwood2 is the source of this 1794-nucleotide messenger RNA. NCBI's taxonomy places the organism in Eukaryota, Metazoa, Rotifera, Eurotatoria, Philodinida, Philodinidae. The record is from the annotation of a GenBank genome assembly.